UACCAACAUGUUUGUCUACCUUAGCCGUUAGCCUAGCUUGCGAACAAAAUGAUGUGAAGAUAACACUUAAAGGGUAGGGGAACCAAUGUUUCUAGGCAGGCGAACAGUCGGAAUGGUAUUUAUCAAACACAGGAAAUGUAGUGGAGGUCGCUGCCACUAUUACACGAACCGAGAGUCAUACAUUGCCGACUUGGGGUUAGUAGUUGGCUGAACGGUGCCGUUUACAGAGAAACGGUGUACAUUGGAAGCGACCAUGGUCACAAACUUGCGAUAUGUAUAAAGACAAAGAAUCGGGAUAUUUAUUGUUUGACAUCAUCGGAAGAAAACACCAGCUUUCAUUAGAUUGCCCAGCUUGGCUCAUAUCAAAACUAUCUGGACUGUUUGACUGAUCUGCAAAUGAGUUUGCAAUUUGCCUGUGCUCCUAUAAAGUGUUAUAACAGCUAUAUAGAGUCUGAUUCCACUUGAAGAGUGCAGAUAUCAGCAACAUGCCCCUGUCAGACUUCCUGGACAGCCUGAAGGACAACCCAUACUUUGGGGCCGGCUUUGGACUGGUUGGGGUCGGGACAGCGUUGGCGGUGGCCAGGAAAGGCGCCCAGGUGGGGAUGAUCUUCUUCCGCAGGCACUACAUGAUCACUCUGGAGGUCCCCAGCAGGGACAAGAGCUACCACUGGCUCCUGAGCUGGAUCACCAAGCACGCCAGGCACACUCAGCACCUGAGCGUGGAGACCUCCUACCUGGCACAUGAGAGUGGACGGGUGCACACGCAGUUUGACUUCCACCCAAGCCCUGGGAACCACAUCAUCUGGUAUGGGAGGAAGUGGAUCAGGGUGGAGAGGACCAGAGAGAAGCAGAUGGUGGAUCUGCACACUGGAACCCCAUGGGAGUCCGUCACUUUCACUGCUCUAGGCAGAGACAGACAAAUCUUCUUUAAUAUCUUACAAGAAGCAAGAGAAUUGGCCCUGAAGCAGGAGGAGGGCCGGACUGUAAUGUACACAGCCAUGGGUGCUGAGUGGAGGCCCUUUGGAUUUCCACGGCGACGCAGACCCCUCAGCUCUGUGGUUCUGGAGGCAUGUGUGGCUGAAAGGAUUGUCGAAGAUGUGAAGGACUUCAUUGGAAACCCCAAGUGGUACACAGACAGAGGUAUCCCUUACAGAAGAGGAUAUCUGCUAUAUGGACCCCCAGGCUGUGGAAAAAGUAGUUUUAUCACGGCACUGGCAGGCGAGCUGGGCUACAGCAUCUGUCUGAUGAGUCUGAGUGACCGAACCCUUUCAGAUGACCGUCUGAACCACCUCCUGAGUGUGGCACCGCAGCAAAGCAUCAUACUGUUGGAGGAUGUAGAUGCAGCCUUUGUCAGCCGGGAGCUGCUUCCCACAGAGAACCCUCUGGCCUACCAGGGAAUGGGAAGACUGACCUUUAGUGGCCUGCUUAACUCUCUGGAUGGAGUGGCUUCAUCUGAGGCUAGGAUAGUUUUUAUGACCACCAACUUCAUUGAAAGGUUAGACGCGGCACUGAUCCGUCCUGGCCGUGUGGAUCUGAAGCAGUACAUUGGCCACUGCACACACUGGCAGCUCACCCAUAUGUUCCGGCGGUUCUACCCAGACGAGCCUGCUUCUGAAGCAGAGCGGUUUGCUGAGCGUGCGUUAGCCACCCACUCUGAUAUCAGUGCUGCUCAGGUGCAAGGACACUUUCUGCUGCACAAAAUGGACCCUGCAGGAUCUAUAGACAAUGUUGCCCAAAUAAAAGGAUGAUACGACUUGAAGGUGUUCGGAGACUGACUGCUGAAUAAAGAGAAAUA
Xiphias gladius (swordfish) is the source of this 1795-nucleotide messenger RNA. RefSeq names its product mitochondrial chaperone BCS1 (gene bcs1l). Gene Ontology annotation, biological process: mitochondrial respiratory chain complex III assembly; protein insertion into mitochondrial inner membrane from matrix. Bases 486 to 1748 code for a protein of 420 amino acids. Gene Ontology annotation, molecular function: ATP hydrolysis activity; ATP binding. NCBI's taxonomy places the organism in Eukaryota, Metazoa, Chordata, Actinopteri, Istiophoriformes, Xiphiidae. The transcript is spliced from 7 exons. Gene Ontology annotation, cellular component: mitochondrial inner membrane. The record is from RefSeq and is a predicted model, not a curated record.